AUGUCCCGGUGGGAAAGUUUUCCCAUUAGCGAGCAGGAACAGAAAUAUCUCUCCGCCACAACAACAACGUGAGCUUUUAACCUAUCUAAAAGUUGAGGAUAAAACCUUUUUUUCUCAGAACUCCAGAGCCUAUCACAGUUCAACACCUCAGACAGGGCCUCGGGGGCCUCAUUAGACAAGAAAUUUCAGGUGUGAUGUUUUUGCCAAAAUUAUAAUAAUGGGUGAAUAUGAGUUGUAAGAACUUGAGAAAAAUGAAUUCAAAUUAUUACGCAAUGGAACGAUAGAGCGUGGGAUGGAGGGAAAAAGCUUUACUGGAAUUUAUGAAAAGUUGACUAAUACUUUUCGACUCUACACUGAUCUCAUAACGAAAAUUUAGUACUUGUUUGUGAGCGAUGAAACAUUUCAUUUUAAAUACGAAGGAGACAAAAAAAGAAUAAAGCUCAAAAAGAAAUUCUCAUAUUUUAUUGAAACGAUAUUAUUUAAAUUUCUCGCUAUAAAUUUAUUGACCCUCUCAAAAUCUAUUCAUCUUCCAGAAAGUGGACAGAAUAUCUGCUUCUACCGGUUCAAUGGAGCAGAUUCGCCAAUACCGUACCUUUGCGAGUUGGGCUGCUGUAAUCAUGGUUGCUGUACUGUGUCAGACAUCGCCGCGUGAGAUAUCAUUUUUUUUUUCUCAUGAAAUAGUUUGAAUGAGAACUUUCGACGAGCUUUCAAAGGUUUUGGGCUCUUUUGAACUUUCAAAAAAGAAGUCAAAAACUGAAAUAUGACUCUCCUGAACUCAAUUCAUAAAGUUCAUACUCUAAAGCGUUCAUUCACAAAAAAAAUAGCUGAAAUUGAGAUUUUCAGAGUCAUCGGGGUAGUGAAUCCAAAUUUUUCUGACCAAAUGCAAAUACUUUGUGAACCAAUUCAUAAUGACCAAAAAUUAUGACAGGGAAAAAAAUGGAAAUAAAAAGGAAAUAAAAAAAUUCAUUGAAAUAAUUUAUUUCACACACCAGCCUGCCCUUGCAUUUAUUGAAAUUCAAUCUUAAUUGGAUUGCUUUUGGAUUUUAAAAUUUUAAGCAAUGGUUAAAAAACGAUUAGUGAACUUUCUGCUUUAUGAAUGAAUCUUCAAACUUGUAUCAUUUAUCAAUGAUUUCUGUUUCAGGAGAAGCACUUCAUUUGGUUGGGCCAUUGCGCUACUUGUCUUAGUGCUGAUCACAAUAGUUUUCGCCAUCCUUGCCUUAUUAUCCGUUUGGCUGAUGAACAGGCAUAAAGACAAGAUCCAUAAGCAGCAACUGGCCGAAAGUACAAUUGAAAGUUCUUCCGUUAGCCAGGUGGGUCAACCUAACCUCUCAAUGAUUCCAACAGAAAAGUUUCAAACUUUUGUUACAGAUCAGUGGACCGACUUCUUUCUAUCCCGAGGCGUACUUCCAGCCAAACAUGGCUGGUUUCAAACCUUACUGA
This is a messenger RNA of Caenorhabditis auriculariae, 1440 nucleotides long. Lineage: Eukaryota; Metazoa; Nematoda; Chromadorea; Rhabditida; Rhabditidae. The record is from the annotation of a GenBank genome assembly.